AUGGUUGAUAUUUUACCCAAUUCGUUUUCAGUCCAUGGCGACCAAGAACUCGAACCUCCGGCCGAAUCACCGGAAAUCGAGAAACUGGGUGUGGAUGACAUGUUACAGAAGUAUUGCGGCGAGUUCGGGUCCUGGCAAUUGAGGCACUUCUUGUUGACAUGCUUGGCUUGGGCUCUCGAGUCCAUUCACACCACCGUCAUGAUCUUCGCCGACCGCCAACCGGGCUGGCGGUGCUUGGACGGUGGCUCUGGGCGGGGUUGCUCGCCCGACGCCCAUAGUGUCUGUGACCUUAGGCCUGGCUCAUGGGAGUGGAUCCAUGGUAAGGGAAGCUCGACGGUGGCUGAGUGGGGCUUGGUCUGUGGUGAGAGAUAUAAAGUUGGGUUGGUUCAGUCUCUGUUUUUCGUAGGCUGCAUGAUCGGUGCUGGAGUAUUUGGCCAUCUCUCGGACUCCAAACUGGGAAGGAGAGGGUCACUAGCAGUCAUUUGCUUCUUAAACGCUGUCUUUGGCAAUUUAACCGCAUUAUCUCCACACUACUGGACAUAUGUCUUGUUCCGAAUUCUCACCGGCUUCAGCACCGGCGGCGUCGGCGUCUGUGCUUUCGUUCUCGCCACCGAACCCAUCGGCCCCAACAAGCGCACCGUCGCCGGAAUGUCCACUUUCUACUUCUACUCCGCCGGUAUCGCCAUUCUUUCAGGUAUAGCUUACAUUUUCCCAUCAUGGCGUGCUCUGUAUAUCGCUUCUUCCGUCCCCUCUAUCCUCUUCAUUUUGAUCCUUCCUUUCAUCAAUGAGUCUCCCCGGUGGUACCUAGUCCGAGGGAAGACCAAACAAGCCAUGAAAAUCAUGCAACAAAUUGCCAAAUCAAACAGAAAACACCUUCCCGGCAGUGUCCUUCUUGUCCUGGACGAAGAAGUUGAUGCCAAUAUGACUCCAAAUGAAGCUGAAGGGGAACCAAGAAAACCCAUCACCGGUUCUGUCAUAGAUAUUCUCCGGUCCCCGGUGGCACGUUUCCGGCUAUUUCUAACGAUGACCAUUUAUUUCACAGUCACAGUUGUGUACUAUGGCCUUACUUUAAACGUCGUCAAUCUCAAAACCAACCUCUAUCUCAACGUCUUCUUGAAUGCAAUAUCAGAAAUGCCGGCAUUUAUAUUAACGAUAGUUUUACUCGAUAAAUUUGGUCGGAAGCGAUUAGCGAUUGGGACACAGUUCUUCAGUGGGCUGGAGCUUAUUGAAGAGCCAUGGAGAGUGGAAAGUGGUGAGGAUGCGCAGGCAUUGCAUAUGGGUGCGAUAGUGGCACCGUUUGUGGUGGUUCUCGGUGGUCGAGUGGCAUUUGCGGUGUUUGGGGCAUGUGGUAUUUUGGGUGGUGCUCUGGCGGUUUACCUGCCGGAGACUUUAAACCGACCGUUGUUUGAUACUUUGGCUGCAAUGGAGAGGGGAGAAAGUGUAUAG
This is a messenger RNA of Ilex paraguariensis (yerba mate), 1446 nucleotides long. Lineage: Eukaryota; Viridiplantae; Streptophyta; Magnoliopsida; Aquifoliales; Aquifoliaceae. The record is from the annotation of a GenBank genome assembly.